Molecule: messenger RNA, 2239 nt
Organism: Durusdinium trenchii
Lineage: Eukaryota; Dinophyceae; Suessiales; Symbiodiniaceae
Source: the annotation of a GenBank genome assembly
CGAGAAACGGCAGCUUGCAACGCAUUGUGGGUGGGUCAGAGUACGAGUUGCUUCUCAGCAUCUUGCGGAGAGGAGGAGUUCUGCCAGCUUCUUUUUGGAUCCUGCAGGAACCUGCGGCGCGCACCCGCUUUACACCAGGUGACCGCAUGGACGUCCGUAAAUCGCCGGAUCAAAGCAAGAGGCUCGUGGUGUCCAACAUCCUGGGUCCCUCAGCAGGCCGCCGCUUGCCGUCCUCCUCGCUUCCUUUGCGCCUGAAUGCGACUGCAGAUGGAGGUCCACAUGGCGUCCUCAAUGCUCAAGUCGAGGACGAAGCUGCGGUUGAAUGGCGGCGUGCCAAACUGUUUGCCAACUUUGAUGCCAAGGCAAAAGCUGCGUGGAGCCUGGAGUUUGAAGCUGACGCGCUAGCAGCACAAAGUGAAUGCCGCUUUCUGCAGGCAGAGAUCCAUCGGCUCCUGGCGCAGCGGGCUGCGGAGCAAGUGUCAACAGGCAAAACCAUUGCCCAGCUUGAAGAGACUGUUGCUUGGUUGCAGGCAGAAAGAGAGAAGGAGAGGGCCCAUGUACAGGAUGCACGUUUGAAUGUCGAGGUGGCGACAGGCCAGCUCUUGGAGGGCUAUGAUACAAAGCUUUUCCAGCUGGAGGCAGAUCGAAGUGACCUGAGUGAGAAGGUCUAUCAGCUGGAGAUGGAGAUCAAGAAUCUUCAUGCAGGUCACCUCGAGGAUAUUCAAGCUCACCGCAGCUGGCAUGUGGAGUGCCUCAACCACAUGCUCGAAGUGACCUCUGGUUGCAACUUUCUGGCCUGCGUGAGCUUUCGAGCCUGGAGGAAUCUGCUUCAGCAGAAGGCUGCUGCAUGCCAACGCCGCUCCCUGUGCCACCGUACAGCUCUGGCCUUUUGUGAGACCAGCCGGAUGCGGCUGAAGCGUGCCUUUUGGCGCGCCUGGUGCAGCGCCUGGGAGCAAGUGCAGCAGCAGCGCCGCAGCCAGCAGGUCUUAUUGCGGGCGAUGACUUCUUGGGAUCGGCAAGCGCCGGAGGUGCUGAGGCGGAGCAGCUUCCUUGCGUGGAGAUUACAAACCUUUAGCCCGACCAAGGCCUUUGCAUGGCAGACCAUCGAAAAGGCUCGACAACGAGCAGCCACAGCUCCUGAGAAAGAGCUCUUGAGGAGCUACUGGCAUUUGUGGACUGCACGCAUGCAAGAGGCAGCGCUGCAGCAGAAUGCCGACUUGCGGGAAACGGCGCUGCAACAGCAGUUGGAACGCUGCCAGCACGAUGCCUCGGCAGCGCGGGUCGCCCAUGAGGAGCUUUUAGCUCAACAUGUGGCCGAAGCUAGGGAGGAAGCGAAGGCCUUGCAGUUGACCUUUCAGGAGACCAAGCUGCAGGCCGAAGAGGCGGCCUCCCAGCGUCUGGCAGAUGAGAAGCUGGAAUCGGCCAAACUGGAGUCCCGGUUGACCGCGGCGGCCGAGCGCGAGAAGGAGCUCCGCGCCGAGGUGGCGCGCCUGGCGGACUUACUCACAGCAGCUGAGUAUGAUUCCCUGCAAAAAGCCAGUGACUUCACCACCUCGCAGGAGAGAUGGGGCAAUGAGUUGGAGGAGAUGCGGAGGGAAUGCGAGGAGGCGGUGAGCCUCCAACUGGACUUGCAGCGGCAGGAAGCCACUGCCGCUGGCCGGUUGGCAAGGGUGACUCAACGUGCGGCCGAGCAGGAGGAGGAGCUGAGCGAGCUCCGGGUGUCCCUGCAAGCGGAACGGGCCGCGCUGCUGGUCCUGCGCGCCGAGCUGCCAAAGAGCGAAGCACGGGGCAAGAGCUUGCCAGCGAUGUCACCCCUGGGGUCCAGUACUUUAGAUGAGGUGACCAAGCGAUGGCGCUUGGAGCACAGUCAUUCGGUGUCUGCCAUCUACAAAUCUGGCCGCGGAGCCCGAGAAGUGCUUCCCGGGGGUUCAGGGGAGGCUGGAAAACCCGGGGAAAACCGCUUCCAUCAAGCACCUGCUCGGGUGCCAACCACGUUCCUUUCUUGUACCCGUUUUUGGAGCAUUGAUGAACUCAUUCCGUCUCCUUUUCCUUGUGCUAUUCUCACCGAUCUCCUUUGCUCAUGUUUGCUCCGAGGUUCUUUGCCAGAAUGUCUGCCGGUGUCCGGCAAGCUGAGGGUCUCCGGGCUUUAGCUUCUUCGGCGUGGCGAUGCCAAGGUGCAAACGUAGUUAAUGACUGCAAAGCAUGCUCUUAAGGACUGUGUGGGGCCUUCUUCUGCUUC